Molecule: messenger RNA, 441 nt
Organism: Trypanosoma grayi
Lineage: Eukaryota; Euglenozoa; Kinetoplastea; Trypanosomatida; Trypanosomatidae
Exons: 1
Coding region: 1-441 (146 amino acids)
Source: RefSeq, a predicted model, not a curated record
AUGGUUUGGGUUGUCGUUCCGCUUUGUGCGGCAGGCUCUGGUGUGAAAAAGUGCUUGGCACGGAUAUGGGAGAGGAGCCCCGCCUUAGUUAGGUUCUCUGGGCCCACGGCGUUCGCAUUGGAAAGGCGAACCGUUGUCCUUCUUUUUGGCCUUUCGUGGGCGGUUGCGUUCUGCAUUGGGCAAUUGCAGGUGGUGGAAUUCGCAAAGGUGCUAUCCCAGCCCCCUUUUGUCACCUAUACGACGCGGUGCGCAAAUGACAGGCAGAAUCUUUUCAACGCUUUUCUUGCGAGCGAGUUCAGACCUGUUGUUGUGUCUCAUGUUGUGCGUUUUGGCCUCGCCUCUGGGGAAGGGGGUGCUGUAGCGGGAUUCCCGGCGAUUCUGCAGCAGUUGGGUGUUUGGGUUUCUGCAUGGCGUGAGCACAUGCGACUCCAUGUUUUCUGA